AAGCCUGGUACUCAUUUUUCAAGUCGUGUAAAGUGUCUUUCCCAAGGGCACAAGACCGGGGACAUUGUAGGUUUAGAACCCGGGACCUUCAGGCAGAUAGUAAGUACUGUAAGUUUGUGCCCUCUGGCGGCUUUUGUGGAAGUGGAGACGCCGAUUUUGGUUCAACCUUUCGACGAGAAUGGAUCGUCAUGAUUUUGGUACGCAGAUAGCCAAAGUGAUGACUAACAUCAUUAAAUACAAAUCAUGUAAAUCAACAGCUAAUUUGCAUGAUUAAUGAGAAGUUUAUGAAAGAUUGGAUCGGUGUUGAUUACACAAUUAACUAUUCAUCACAAAUUGUACUGGAUUAAGUUCGACGUCCAAUCAAGACAUCGUCAGCGGCGUGUUUUGUCUGUGUGAUCAGACAGUGUUAAACUCAAUCAAAAAUUCUGUCUGAUUGGACUAUUGAUUACAUUGUGUGUAAAUGAUCAAUCCUAUUACGAUGUGUUUGUUUUUUCUUCAUAUGCUAGACAAAGCGGAUAGUACAAUUACUGUCCGCCAUUGUCUUCUGUCCGCGCAAAGACAACAUUUGUAAUCAACGUGCUUCUGCUCUGUGAUUAUAGACGGUUGGCUAAUCCUUCCCGAUCUAUAAAGAUGCGACACACUCCUUGAAAAUCCACAGCUUCUUCGACGAACACCCUGAGUCACGACUCACAAGCCAUGGCGAUGUUCAGCAACGAGGAUUUCCACCAACAAUUCCAAGACUUCUUUAACCGACUUCCUGAGCCGAAGAACUUGCGGAGCACUUGGUCCGGUACGGUGCUGUUGGAAGUGCGGCCCGACUUUACUGACAGCGUCAUCGCCAAGCUGAAGUUCGAGUUGGAGAAGUCAGGUGCCCAGGACUUCACUUUCCCGGGCUACACCAUUCCGAUGUGCGGUACGGACUACACACCGCUGGAGCUGAACAACCGCGAGGAUCUCCGGAACGUCACCCUGCUGCUGAAGACGCACUUCCCGGACUUCAAGACCCUCGUCAUGGCUCCAGGCAGUUCAUUCUCGUACUCGAACGACCAAGCGACCAACUGA
Messenger RNA from Branchiostoma floridae (Florida lancelet), 1062 nucleotides. RefSeq lists its product as uncharacterized. The record is from RefSeq and is a predicted model, not a curated record. The transcript is spliced from 2 exons. NCBI's taxonomy places the organism in Eukaryota, Metazoa, Chordata, Leptocardii, Amphioxiformes, Branchiostomatidae. The coding region runs from base 697 to 1062 and encodes 121 amino acids.